Molecule: messenger RNA, 716 nt
Organism: Cylicostephanus goldi
Lineage: Eukaryota; Metazoa; Nematoda; Chromadorea; Rhabditida; Strongylidae
Source: the annotation of a GenBank genome assembly
ACCAACCUCCUACUACUCAGGCUGAGUCACAGUCACAGUCCUUUAACAGCGUAGAAUUCAAACCAGAAGAGUUAACAGAAGCCUAUGAAAAAGAGCAUUUGCAAGAAAGGCAGGAAGCCGAGGCUCGUUCUGUCCCCGACCAUCAAGAUCGAGUGUGGGAUGACCCUAAAGUCCGGUAUACUCGCCCACCACAAGAUCAAGGACCAAGGUAUGCGCAGGAGCCACAACUGGUAAGACGACCUCCACCCCGAACUGUAGCUGAACCACCGUGGAGGGAACCGCAUCCAGCACCCCGAUCUGUACCCGAACCAUCGAGGGAGCACCCACCUCAAAAAGCCUUUGAGCCUGAGAAACCGAGAGAGGAACCUGUCAGACCUGAACCGGAACCCAGACACAUCCAACCUCAACCGCGUCAUGUACCUGAACCAGCGCAGGAGCAACCACCAUCUCGUCCACCACCCCAAACACCAAGAGAACAACCACCCAUGGAGUAUGCACCUCCUCCACCACAGGAGCGAUCAGCACCUCGUCCAGAGCCUCAUCCACCACGGGAACAACCUUUAAUGGAGUACGCACCUCCUCCACCGCAGGAACGACCUGGGUCACGUCAGGUGCCCCAACAGGAACAAGUUCCACCGAGGUAUGUGCCCGAACCUAUUCGAGAACAACCUUUGCCAAGACAUGCUCCCGAGCCACCGCAGGAACAGCACCCUACA